AAAUAACAAUUUGUUGGAGUACAAAAUUUGAUUUUGACAAUAUGUAUUUUGAAAAUCACUUUAUUUGUUUAAUCAUGUUUCAUUGGGUGUUCUUGUUUUCAACAAAUUUUUCUUUUUGAUUUACUUGAUUAUUUAUGAUAAGAGAAAUAAUCUAAUUAUGAGGGAAAUGUUGCCUUGCAAAAAUGGAGGAAAGGGGGCAUAAUACACCUUAACUUAGCCUCAACUUCGAGAUGCAUGUCUAGACACCUAAACUUGUCUCCACUGUGUCAGUUGAACGCUCCAACUUACAAAAUGAUCUUCUAAACACCUCCAAAAUUUAUGUGCCACGUCGGCGUUGGGUGUCCACGGGGCAUAGUGGAGACUAAUUAAGGUGUCAACAUGGAGUAUUUAUGAGACACAUUUCUGCCAAGUUGAAGUGUCUAUUUGUUCAUUUGUUAAGUUUAAGUGUCUAUUUGUUCAUUUGUUAAGUUUAAGGGUCUAACUUACAAAUCGUGCCAACUUUAAGGCUAUCUUCUAAUCAAUCUUCGAGGGCAUAGGCUCGUGUAAUUGUGGGGUCCGUAUGUGGAAAUGUAAAAACCACUAUUAUUUUUAGGGAAAUAACAUGAAAAUGCCUAUUUUAAGCCAUUCACGCGCCAAUAUGAAGUGCAAAACACGCAAUUUGCCAUGUCAGCAUGUAGUAUUUAUGAGACACAUUUCUGCCAAGUUGAAGUGUCUAUUUAGUCAUUUGUUAAGUAAGUGUCUAACUUACAAAUCGUACCAACUUUAAGGGACUAUCUAGGUAAUAAGCCUACUAUAUUCUAAUCAAUCUUCGAGGGCUCAGUCUCAAGGUGUAAUUGUGGGGCCCCUAUGUGGAAAUGUAAAAACAACUAAUAUGUUGAAUGUUUUUAGGGAAAAAACAAGAGAAUCCGUAAGUUAAGCUAUUCACGCGCCAAUAUGAAGUGCAAAACGCACAAUUUGCCUUGUCAGCAUGGAGUAUUUUGAGACACAUUUCUGCCAAAUUGAAGUGUCUAUUUGGUCAUUUGUUAAUUUUAAUCUCUAACUUACAAAUCGUGCUAACUUUAAGGCUAUCUUCUAAUCAAUCUUCGAGGGCAUAGGCUCGUGUAACUGUGGGAUCCGAUGUGGAAAUGUCAAAACCACUAUUACUUUUGGGGAAAUAACAUGAAAAUGCCUAAUUAAGCCAUUCACGCGCCAAUAUGAAGUGCAAAACACACAAUUUGCCAUGUCAGCAUGUAGUAUUUAUGAGACGCAUUUCUGCCAAGUUGAGUUGUCUGUUUGGUCAUUUGUUAAGUUUAAGUGUCUAACUUACAAAUUGUGCCAAGUUAGGGUCUAUCUAGGCAGUGGCGGACCCAGGAUUUUGAGUUCGGGGGUGCUGGACCCAGGAAUUUUGAGUUCGGGGGUGCUCUAUUAACUAUUUAUAUCUGUUUCCUUUAUAUUUUCUAUACAGCUAUACACUCCGUGACUGAGUUUAAUGGGUGCUGGAGCACCCAAAAGUUAUACAUGGGUCCGCCACUGUAUCUAGGUAUUUAGCCUACUAUCUUCUAAUCAAUCAUCGAGAGCAUAGGCUCAAGGUGUAAUCGCUGGGCUCGUAUGUGGAAAUGUAAAGACCAUUAACAUGGUUAAAUUUUGUAGGGGAAAAAACAAGAAAAUGCCUAAUUUAAGCUAUCAAUAUGAAGUGCAAAACACACGAUUGCCAUGUUGGCAUGGAGUAUUUAUGAGACACAUUUCGGCCAAGUUGAGGUGUCUAUGUGGUAAUUUGUUAAGUUUAAGUGUCUAACUUACAAACUGUGCCAAAUUUAAGGGGCUAUAUAGAUAUUUAGCCUACUAUAUAAUCUUCGAGGGCUUGGGCUCAAGGGGGAAAGAGUUAGGUUAAAAUUGAGAUGGAUAUCAAUACUCUAGGUGUUGAAGGUACCGCAGCAGCCAUGGCUGUCGCUGGAUCUUCGGCCGGAGGAUUUUCAACAAGAGCAUAUUUAGAUUCUAAUGUUCAGAUGGGAAAUGCAAAUGCAGCUCAUUGGCAAGAGGAGGUUUACCAAAAGAUCAAGUAUAUGAGGGAGAUGUAUUUAUCAGUGCUCAAUAAGCUAUACCACAAAAUUGCUUCUAUGGUGCAGCAGUAUGACUCUCUUCCUCAGUGUCCUCAACAUGAGCAAAUUGAAAAGCUCAAGAUGUUCAAGAUGUCACUGGAACGGAUUGUGCUUUUCUUGGGGCUUAACAAGCAUGAUAUUCAACUUACUCACAAGGAGAAACUGUUUUCAGUUGAAAAGCACAUAAGUUUCUUUCUCAGUUCCAACAGGCCGCGCGAGUCUUCCAUGCAGCUUCAGCAACCACAGUCUCUUGAUGGUCAAACUGAUCCAUCGAUGCAACCCGCACAGGGUUCCAUGGCGGCAAUGCAACAGAACCAUCUCACCAACUUGCAACAUAAUUCCUUGUCUAGCAUAUCGACAAUUUCCAACUCUCAGCAACAUAUGAUAAAUAUGGUACAACCUCGUUCCAUUGUGGAUUUGGGACAGGGUAAUUCAUUGAACUCACUGCAACAGGAAUACCUCGGUUUCCUACAGCAAAAUUCAAACACCUUGCAACAGUCGCUUCCUAAACAGCACGAGCAGCAGAUGCAGCAGAAACUUUUUCAUAAACAGCAGUUAAUGCAACAGCAGCUGAUUGCACAGCAGAACCAACUGAUGGGCCAACAGAACACGAUGCAUGAUGUGCAGCAGAGGCUAGUGGGCCAACAGAAAAACUAUAACAGUCUGCACCAGCAGCAGCAGUUACUUAAUCAGCAAAACAACUUUCAAAAUAUGCAUCAGCAGCAGUCGGGCUCUCAAAGUAAUAUUGCUGGGGUCCAGCAGCAACAGUCGCUUCCUAAACCGCACGAGCAGCAAAUGUUUCAGUACCACCAGCAGCAGCAAAUUUUUCGUAGACAACAGUUAAUGCAACAGCAGCAGUUGCCUGGAACGCAACAACCCGGUAACGCUGGCUUGACGUCUAAUCAGCACCCUAUCAAUAUGUUGCAACAAUCAAAAGUUCCUGUACAACAGCAAAUGCUGCAGAGUACUACAACCUUGUUACCAAGUCAAGGUCAACAAGCACAGCCGCAGCCAGCACAACAGCAAAUGAUAUCUCGGAGUCAAUCACAACCAGGACAGUUACAACCACCUUUGGGUUUGCAUCAACAGACGAAUCAAUUGCAAAGGGCAAUGCAACAGAGGCUUCAAACAUCAGCCCCCUUGCUUCAACAGCGGAAUGUAAUUGAACAGCAGAAGCAGCCAAAUCAAUCACGAAGAGCCGUACCAGCAGCCUCAUCAAGUGAUUCCAGCAAAGGCGGGAAAGGAAAGAAUGCUGGCAGUGGUGGUAAAAGUCAAAAAGCAAAAGAGCCUCGUCCUUUGGAGCUCCGAGUUGAGCAAGAACUUCCAGCCAAAAAAAUAUGCCUGAUGGACUCUGAAGCUGCUGAUAUUUUGCAAGGAAUCCAAGAGAAAAUGGUGGAAUUGUCUGAAGAUCCAGCUAUAAAACUACCUGUUUCAUUUGACAGGGGAUUGGCAUAUGCACAAAGGAACAAGCUUUACAAUGAUCCCCAGGCUAUUAAACAAAUACUCAAGCCUCUAAAAGUGCAUGGCGUUUCUGAUGGGGAGCUCUGCAUGAUUGCCAACUUUCACUUGGAAUCUGUUGAUGAAGUAUUUGCUGUUGUUCCCUCAUUUAAGCCAAUUUGUAGGUGUCCGACAGCACCAACUGCUUGCUUUCUCUUUCGAGGUUCUUGCCAACUACUAGAAAGAGCAAGCUGAGAGUUCCCCUCGAGAAUGUCUUGGCUGAACUAGCCAGACUUAGAAGGGCAGCAUAAAUGGCUCAAGAAGAGCAUUCUAUGGCAAUGUCAUCAUUUUAGUUUUGGUCUAUACUCGUACAAAUAAGAAUAGCGACUGCCAGAAGAUGAUUUUAUUCCAAGAGGGUUUACCACAGCCGUCAUUUAUGCUAAAUGCGGGUAUGUUUGUGGUCAGGUAUUUGUCCAGAGGGUUAUGCAUGUGUGACUAAAGGGAAUGCCAAACAGUUGAGCAGCCAGCAACUGAUGUUUUCUUUCGUUCCAUGUUCGCUAGCCAGCUAGAGGCGAAUCCAGGAUUUAAAGUUUAUCGGUUCCUAUAAUGAUCUGAAGUUAUACAGUAUUAAUUGAGUUCACAAUUAAAUAUUUAAAGAUAUUUAGCAUAUUUCAUAAUACAUAUACAGGGUCUGAUAAAAGCUACUAGGAUCACCCUGUAGCUAGCAGCUAUUGAAAACAUUGCCGAACUUUGAUCGUUCGGAAAACUGAAACAAAGACUUGAAUGUA
Messenger RNA from Lycium barbarum (goji berry), 4303 nucleotides. RefSeq names its product mediator of RNA polymerase II transcription subunit 15a-like. Gene Ontology annotation, cellular component: RNA polymerase complex. Gene Ontology annotation, biological process: DNA-templated transcription initiation. Gene Ontology annotation, molecular function: chromatin DNA binding; nucleotide binding; transcription coactivator activity. The coding region runs from base 1878 to 3770 and encodes 630 amino acids. The record is from RefSeq and is a predicted model, not a curated record. Lineage: Eukaryota; Viridiplantae; Streptophyta; Magnoliopsida; Solanales; Solanaceae. The transcript is spliced from 12 exons.